GGGCAAGGCUGUAGUGCUGUUACGCGGAAGCUAUUCAAAGCUUGGCGUUGAAAAAUCUUGAAAAACAACAAAAAAUUUUGUAACAAACCAGCUCAGUUUUUCUCAAUGUUCCGGACGGCGAUUAGUGGUGGAUCAAGCGCGAGGCUCUUCUUGCCACCGCACCGUUUAUUUCCUUUCUGCUCGAUUUGGUUAGCUGUACAGCGCUUAGGACGACACAGUUGAUUAGUUCCCCCCCCCCUUUUUUGGCCGCUUUUUGCUGUUCCCUAACGGGGGUUCUUUUUUGCUUUUAUUUGAUUCGUUCACAGUGAACCUAAUCAAGUUUCAGAAAAGAAACAAUUGAAUUUGAAAUUGCUUUUGACCAUCGUCAUGCAGCUGUUUGUGUCGUCCGAAACGAGCGGAGUGGGUGGCGGUUGGGACGAUCGUAUCGUUGCGCUGUUCAACCAAACAAUGUCGAACGAAACGAGUUGGCCCACUGACGAAGAAUUCCUUCUGAUGAUGACCAACAAUCUAAGUGCCGUGACGACCGGAAUCUCCAGCUCGUCGUCAUCACCUCCGGCCGCUAAGCUCUACUGCGGCGAAGGAUUGGAAGCUUUCCGAAGAUCGUACCUGAUCAUGCACGGCUACAUCAGUCUUGUUGUCUGUCUCUUUGGAAUGCUGGCCAACACGCUCAACAUUAUCGUCCUGACGCGGAUGGACCAGCGCAUUUCGCCGACCAACGCCAUCCUGACGGGCCUGGCCCUGGCCGACAAUUUGGUCAUGAUCGAAUACAUCCCGUUCACGUUCCACAUGUACAUCUUGCGCGAGCGGCCCAUCUACGAAAAGUUCAGUUACCCCUGGACCGUCUACGUCCUGAUUCAUGCUCACGUCACCCAAGUCUUUCACACCAUUUCCAUUUGGCUGACGCUCUUGUUGGCCGUCUGGCGCUACCUGUCCGUCGCGCACCCGCUGAGGUCGCGCGACUGGUGCACACUCGACCGGGCACUUUUGGCCAUUCUGCUGGCCUACGUCUGCUCUCCGUUGGUCUGCAUCCCGCUCUACUUGACGUACACGAUCCAAGAGCAGCCGUAUCGGUCGCCGGCCAAUAGUUUCACGGUGAACGGGACGGGCAUUUCAUCGACGGACGUGCCGAUGAAUCACACGCUGUACGUCCUUGGAACGAGCGAACUGGCCAGGGCCAACGAGAGCCUCCUGGAGAAUAUCAAUUUCUGGACGUACAGCGUUGUCGUCAAGCUCAUCCCCUGUGUGGCAUUGACUUUCUUUAGUUUCCGGCUGAUUAGCGCGUUGGUUAGCGCCAAGGAACGCCGUCAGAAUCUUAAGAGCAGCAACGCGAAUUCGUCGAAGAAGAACCUUCCGGCAGGCGGAUGUGAUCCGGAGCGAUCCGUUUCUGGGAUCGAGAGGCACGCACCGUCGACGGGACCAGCGACUGGAAGUGGUUCGGAGAAACACGACCGCACAACGCGGAUGCUGUUGGCCGUUUUGGUCCUCUUCCUGGCGACGGAAUUCCCGCAAGGGAUCCUCGCCCUACUCAGCGGCAUCCUGGGCGACGCUUUCUUCACCAACUGCUACGGACACCUGGGCGAGUUGAUGGACAUUCUGGCCCUGAUUAACGGAGCCAUCAAUUUCAUCCUUUACUGCGUCAUGAGCCGCCAAUUCCGCCAGACUUUCAACCGCAUCUUUCGGCCCCGUUUGCUGGACAAAUGGACAGCCGAUCCACUGUCGGCUGCUCGCGGAUCCAAUUCGUUGGCCAACAACCAGAAUAACAGGCUGACAGUUCGCCCAAUUCCGGCGCAACAGCAACAACAACAACCGCAGCAUUCGAUCGUCAAUCUGCUCAGCCCCGACCCUUGCCCAGUGUGAUUGGCUAAGGAAAAA
Messenger RNA from Daphnia carinata, 1872 nucleotides. Its product is annotated as G-protein coupled receptor dmsr-1-like. Lineage: Eukaryota; Metazoa; Arthropoda; Branchiopoda; Diplostraca; Daphniidae. Gene Ontology annotation, cellular component: membrane. The coding region runs from base 367 to 1857 and encodes 496 amino acids. Gene Ontology annotation, molecular function: G protein-coupled peptide receptor activity. The transcript has a single exon. Gene Ontology annotation, biological process: G protein-coupled receptor signaling pathway. The record is from RefSeq and is a predicted model, not a curated record.